AUGAAAUGCUCUCCUGAUGAAGAUGAUGAAGAAAUUAAAAUUGACUUAAAAAGAAUUUCAGAUAAAUUGCUACAUAAACUGAAAGUCAAAAAAUUAUUGAGAAAGAAAAAUGGAUUAAAAUAUGAUAAUAUUUAUGAGUUAUUAGCUUUGUUUUCGAUAAUAGUGUUUAAGCAGCUCAACUGGCCAUGUUUGUAUUCCACCAUAAUUACAAUCGCAGAAUGGAAAGAAAUAACAAGAACUAAUCCCUAUACAUCUCAAGAUUCUCCACUUUCUCGAGAUAUUUUAUUAUCUUUAUAUGAUGUCUCAUUCAACCAUUUUCUUGAAUUAGAUUUAUUUGUGAAAAAUGGUGAAUUGAAGUUGAGUAAAAUAGUCAUGUUUAAGGAUGUUAGAUUGCUUAAACAGUUCAGUUCAAGUUCUAAACCCGAUUAA
Molecule: messenger RNA, 429 nt
Organism: Rhizophagus irregularis DAOM 181602=DAOM 197198
Lineage: Eukaryota; Fungi; Glomeromycota; Glomeromycetes; Glomerales; Glomeraceae
Source: RefSeq, a predicted model, not a curated record